Molecule: messenger RNA, 1894 nt
Organism: Quercus robur (English oak)
Lineage: Eukaryota; Viridiplantae; Streptophyta; Magnoliopsida; Fagales; Fagaceae
Product: autophagy-related protein 16
Exons: 5
Coding region: 123-1652 (509 amino acids)
Biological process (GO): autophagosome assembly
Cellular component (GO): autophagosome membrane
Molecular function (GO): protein binding
Source: RefSeq, a predicted model, not a curated record
CUCCAUGAUGCUGACAUGGGCUUGCCACCUUAUGUACACAAUAAUGAUUAAGAACAGGACUUCUCUCCCUAUCGCAAACCCUAAUUCCAUCAAUUUAUCAUACACAAUCUAAUUCGAUCAAUAUGUCACAGGAGGUGAUAGCGAGGGAAGCGAUAAAGCACGCAUUGAAGGCUCUGCGGAAGCGGCAUUUGCUUGAAGAAGGAGCUCAUGCUCCGGCUUUCAUCGCGAUUUCUAGGCCGAUCGCCUCUCAGGGUUCAGAAUGGAAACAGAAAGCAGAAAAUUUGGAGUUGGAACUUCAGCAAUGUUACAAAGCUCAAUCUCGAUUGUCUGAGCAACUUGUGGUGGAGGUUGCUGAGUCCAGAGCUUCAAAAGCAUCGCUUCAAGAGAAAGAAGAAGGAAUCACUAAUCUGCAGACAGAGUUGACCCAAACAAGGGAUGAAUGCUCUCAAUUACAGGCAGACCUAGAAGAAAAAAUUAAAGCUUUAGAAUUGCUUGUGAGUGAGAACCAUCAACUUAAAGCAGAACUGGAAGAGAUGACUAAUAAAGCUAAGAAUGCUGAGGCUGAAAAUAAGAUGUUAGUUGAUCGCUGGAUGCUGCAGAAGAUGAAGGAUGCAGAACGACUCAAUGAGGCAAAUGCAAUUUAUGAAGAAAUGGUUGAUCGGCUCAAGGCUAGUGGUUUAGAAAAACUUGCUCAACAACAAGUAGAUGGUGUGGUCCGUCGAAAUGAAGAUGGUGCUGAAUUUUUUAUGGAGUCAACCAUUCCCUCUAUAUGCAAGCACAGGAUCAAUGCCCAUGAAGGUGGCUGUGCUUCCAUAUUGUUUGAGUACAAUUCUGGCAAGUUGGUCAGUGGAGGGCAGGACAGGACAAUCAAGAUGUGGGAUACAAACACAGGAUCACUAAGCCAUACUCUCUAUGGUUGCCUUGGCUCUGUUCUUGAUCUUACCAUUACCCAUGACAAUAGAUCUGUCAUAGCAGCAAGCAGUUCGAACAACUUGUAUGUAUGGGAUGUCAACUCAGGUCGGGUCCGCCAUACUCUCACUGGCCAUACUGAUAAAGUUUGUGCUGUAGAUGUAAGCAAAGUUUCGAGUCGUCAUGUUUUGAGUGCAGCUUAUGAUCGUACCAUAAAAGUUUGGGACUUGAAUAAAGGUUACUGCAUUAACACAAUCAUUUGUCACAGCAAUUGCAAUGCUCUUAGCUUCAGCAUGGAUGGACAAACCAUUUGUUCUGGUCACGUUGAUGGGAAUCUUCGAUUAUGGGAUAUUCAGACAGGAAAGCUACUUAGUGAAGUUGCUGCACAUUCACUUGCUGUAACAUCUAUAUCUCUGUCUCGGAACGGAAAUGUAGUAUUGACUAGUGGAAGGGACAACUUGCAUAAUUUGUUUGAUAUGCGAUCUCUGGAAGUGUGUGGCACGCUUAGAGCGUCUGGAAAUAGAGUGGCGUCUAAUUGGAGCCGGUCCUGUAUCAGUCCAGAUGACAACUAUGUUGCUGCUGGAUCCGCUGAUGGUUCUAUCUCCAUUUGGUCUAUAUCUAAAGCUGAUAUAGUGAGCACUCUGAGGGAACACACUUCUCCGGUGCUGUGUUGUUCUUGGAGUGGGCUUGGGAAACCUUUAGCCUCGGCAGACAGGAAUGGAAUUAUAUGUACCUGGACAUGAUGGGUACGCUGUCAAUAUUUAAAUUAGUAACAUGGAGUCUGGUCAGUUUCAAGAUGUUUAGAUCUCUUAUCUACAUUUUCAUAUACUGUAUAUUAGUUAAAAUUAGGUGUGGGAUUGGUGUAGAUAUUGAAUUUUAAAGAAUUGUACAUUGUGAUUAUCCCUCCCUACAAAAAAAGAACAAAAAAAAAAAAAGAAGAUUGGCUAAUCCAUAAUCACGGAUUUAGAAACUUCCACUUCCAAUU